UUAGCCGCUGAAUAGAUUUUAAUAAAUUACCUCGGGGAGCUCCAGACUUUUUUUUUUUGUGUUGGAGAAGACGGGGCAAAGGUCGGGCGUGAAGCCGGCAGAACACCCCUGUGGGUUGGAGAGUGGAAGGAGGACUCCUGGCACUGCACUGCUGAAACAAAGGAGCUGUCCAGCAGAAUGGAGCUACACCCAUCCAUCACCGCCGCACGUAAUGGAUGCAAAAGAUAAUGGCGCUCGCGGUUUCUUUGUAUCUUUCUUCCCAACCCACCGCUCCGGCAAACAAUGUCCACAGAACGCGGCAACCCCUGAGAAGAUGAAGCGGCUGAAUUCAGCAAACCUGCUUCGCUGGACUGUGCUGCUCCUCAAUUAUCUCUGGAAAGCUUCCUCUCUCAACGUGCGGACAUGUGAAGGAUACCCGGGGCAAGGAGAUGUGUACCAUACAGGAUUUCACUGCCCGCGUUUAAGUGACUCUCAUGAGCAUAUGUAUUGCUGCUAUACAGGAAACAACUCUCUGAAAUAUUGCUGCAAACAAGAUGAGUUUGAAACUCUAAUGAAAGUGAAUCUGUCUGAAAAAAUUGCUACCUACAUUUAUAAGAGCCCGCUUCCUCUGCUUGGCAUCGGCUUCUACGGACUUGUGAUUCUUUCUCUGAUGAUUGUAGAUUUCCUCUAUUACUACAAACUCAAUAAGAAAGCUUUCUGCAGCAUGCUAAGUCAUACUUGGAUUGUCAAGCACCUCGUCCUUCCAAUUUUCCAUAGAAACCCAAAUAAAGGCGUUGAGCCGUGGAACAAAGGUGUAGCGGAUAGAAUGGCGGCGGAUGGCAGACAGGGCGGGCACAAGCCUUUAGAUGGCAGAGUGUGAAGAUGCUGCGGAGGUGGAAGAACAAUAGAGAGCUGAUAAAUAUUAAGAGACAAUAGUAAUAUUUAUACGCUUUGACAACACAACAAUCGUGACUUGGUAAGAGGGAAGUAAUCAUUCAUUCUCGCUGUUCCAGGAGAUAUGCAGAGGACCAGCUUUCAAGAUAUGAAUACUAAUAGAGGUUGUGUUAACCCCUGCCUGCCUUACACAUACAUACCAUGUAUUAUGACAUCGAACGUUCCUUUUCCUGGCGUCUGAAGGUAAAUGCCAGGAUUGGAGGUGAUAUAUUAGUACGGCAAUUAUGUUUCAUAUUUAGGAAUGAGCAAACCUGAAAGUUUUCACUUUGCCAAAAUUUGGGAAAAAUCUAGACAAUCCAGUAACGUUUUUCAAUUUUGCAUUGGAGCCCAUGGGGACGGCAAAAUUAAAGCGGUAUUAACACCCUACAAGACAAAGGCAUAACGAGCUAGUAAGCAUCGCAUACUAGCUCAUUAUGAAAUACUUACCUUAGAACAGUGAUGGGGAACCUUGGCACCCCCAGAUGUUUUGGAACUACAUUUCCCAUGAUCAUGAACUCUGCAGUGUAACAAAUGGAGAAACAAAAUAUGGACAGCCGCACUCCAAAAAUACCUUGAUGGUUGUCUUUAUUUAAAAAAGGAAAAAUGCA
Rana temporaria (common frog) is the source of this 1520-nucleotide messenger RNA. RefSeq names its product protein shisa-like-1a. NCBI's taxonomy places the organism in Eukaryota, Metazoa, Chordata, Amphibia, Anura, Ranidae. The transcript is spliced from 4 exons. The coding region runs from base 212 to 859 and encodes 215 amino acids. The record is from RefSeq and is a predicted model, not a curated record.